Messenger RNA from Laetiporus sulphureus 93-53, 1547 nucleotides. RefSeq lists its product as uncharacterized. The record is from RefSeq and is a predicted model, not a curated record. The coding region runs from base 336 to 1343 and encodes 335 amino acids. Lineage: Eukaryota; Fungi; Basidiomycota; Agaricomycetes; Polyporales; Laetiporaceae. The transcript has 20 exons.
AACGUGUACAUUCUGUGCAUCUACCUGUGUUCAUUCUUUGAAAGCUUGGCGCAGGACAGACACCACCCGCAAGAGAAUGCAGCGAGUUGUUUACUAAUCGAGUCAGAAGCUCUCGUCGAUUUUAGAUGGAGCAUCUAACCAAACACAGGGGUCGGAAAGGCGGCUAGGGGCCACCUGAUUCGCAAGGGUUCCAUGUGUUCUCGGAUACGCUGGUGAGGCGGUCAGGAUCCCAACGCAAUGCACACGUCCUCCGCAGCCCAUGCCUGUUUCUGCCAACGAUUUCUUGCUCUAUACUGCGAUCUUCCUGCCCUGCAACUGUUUCAUGAAUUCCCAGGAUGAGCGAGCAGCCUGCACCUAUUAUGGAUCUCUUUCGGAAUUCCCUCGGCGCGCUCUUGCUGGGCGUAUUUACGCAGGCAAUUGUGUAUGGCGUCGCAUCCUCGGUGACGUGGACGUACUUUCAACGUUAUGCCAUCGAUCGAGGUUGGUUCAAGGCGAUGAUCGUGACCAUUUCCAUAUCGUUUGUCACCACACUUGUCCGCUGUAUGUUUCUGAACCGAUUACGUCUCCUGUAUCAGGCAAAAGGAGAGCUCAACGUUUGGCGAGCGUUUUGUCUAUGCUUGAUAGUACGUCUUGAAGUGAGCAUACCGAGCAUACUUGAUAGUCACGAUCCUCUUCUACAGGCUCUAUUAUCUCUAGUGGAUCUUGCCGUAGCAACGACCAUCACAGUCAAAUUGUUUCUUAAACAACCCAUCGAAACGUUGAACGUACUCCAGAGUCUGUUCGUGACGAUUUUUGCCGUAGGAAUAUCUGCCGACGUAAUCCUCGCGAGUAUGAUGUGCAUUUGUCUGCAUAGGUCGCGAACUGGGCUGCAGCGGACGGACUCAAUGAUCAAUCUGCUUAUUAUUUACACUAUCAACACUGGUCUAUCUCCAACUCUGUGUGCUAUCGCAACAUUGAUAAGCUUCUCCUUGAAGCCAGAUGUGCUCAUAUACAUCCCUUUCUACAUCCAAAUACCCUCACUGUACCUGAUCGCUCUAGUUGCGAACCUCAAUCAUCGCGAGGUCUUCCGCCGGCAAAUUCAAAGACCUCUCACGCUCGAUCUCUCCGCGUUCGACAUGAUACCACCUACAGAAGGCUCGCAAUCUAUGCAGCAGACGCUUUAUCCGACUCCUUCGUUCGUGCACUCUACCCAGACUUCAGGAACCGUCACGAUACCCUCUACCCCACAUAUGGCGGCUGAUGACAAAAGCUCAUCUCACACUCAGCGCUUUUUCGCAGACGAUGCAUCAUCGUGUCUCGAGCGCGGACCUGAGAGAGCCUUACACACGCUCGGGGUUGUCUGAAGUCGCUUUGGAUUCCCUUGCCGAUCUCGGUCUAGCGGUCUCCUAGAUGAUUCGGAUGGCCUUGAGAAUUGCUCGAGUCGCGGCUCGAGACUACGAUACCAAUAUUAUACUAUGUACUACGCUUAAUGAAGUCACUACAAUCACCAUUUUCAUAGUCCGACUGAAAGCGACUGUACUCAAUGUUUACUUGAUGCGAUUCUGAUC